Molecule: messenger RNA, 562 nt
Organism: Amoebophrya sp. A25
Lineage: Eukaryota; Dinophyceae; Syndiniales; Amoebophryaceae
Source: the annotation of a GenBank genome assembly
CGGUUGUUGCAGCAGGCGAACUCCGCACCCUAGAGUAUUGAUACCUAGUAUGCUGAGGUUUGAGGCUCAGGAUGAGCAGAGUUCGCCUAGAUAGUUGUUCUCAUAACCUUGAUUCUUACUUUGCAGUAAUUGGCCUAUAACAUGUACAGGAUGUGAUUUGUCAUUUUAAACUGCGAUAUCAACAAGGACGGUUUCACAUCUUCGGGAAAAGCUUAAGCAGGGAUUAAUCGACAACGUGUUCCGAAGAAUCCUGAAGCGCAAUGUACACAUGACGAAAUAUCCCUCGCAAAAAAUUUCGCAGGGGUUGCGAAGCCUCACCAGCCAUUUUUGUGAUAAUACUUCCAACUUCGUCCUCAGAAUUCCGCAGACAAUAGGAUACUUCUAGCUACAUAAAUAUUGGAUGACACAUAGAUCAUAGACAUGACUAAAAGUAUCAACAUGUAAUCUCCUGCCUCUCGCCUUCUUCAGAUAAAUUCAUCGCAUCGAAGAUCUUCAUACCUAACGAAAAAAGCUAGAGAAGUUCUGCAUGCUGGAGUCCGCAUGCGCAUUGAUUAGUCUUGCG